AUGGCCGCAGCAGACUGGCACUUCAGUGUGCACGACGUCGUGCUGCACCGAAGUGAAAGGACCGACGUCCACGGGUACCUCUACGUUGGGUCCUGGCCCGCCAGUCAUGGUCCUGUCGCAAAACUGCCGGCUCUGCCGCGUGGUUUAUCCUGCCAGGACAAGAGCUGUUCUGGCUGUGGCUACUUGCUCUCGGAGCGUUUCAACCUUGCGCCAUAUUCUGCCCGUGAGGCACUUACGUGUUGCUGCACGUCGUCCUUGUGGUCUGCCCUGCCAAGCGAAGCGCGGGAUUUGUCGUCCCUGGGAGGCUUGGGCGCAGGCAGCGACUUGGCUAGCCUGGCCUCGUCUUGCGCUGAUCUCUUCGUCUUGAUUGGAGAGCGAGAAUCGCAGUCUUGUCUAUUUGCUCACGACCUUUCUUUGCCAGGAGUCGUGCAGGGCGAGGAGCGGUCAUUGUAGGUCCCCAUCGGGUCAUUUACAGCAGAGAACCACUUCAUGCACGCCGUGAUUUGGCCGGACGAGCCGCAUCCAGGUCAGCCGGGCUUGCCUAGGUGUUAUCGAUGGGUAA
Messenger RNA from Microdochium trichocladiopsis, 562 nucleotides. RefSeq lists its product as uncharacterized. NCBI's taxonomy places the organism in Eukaryota, Fungi, Ascomycota, Sordariomycetes, Xylariales, Microdochiaceae. The transcript has a single exon. The record is from RefSeq and is a predicted model, not a curated record. Bases 1 to 453 code for a protein of 150 amino acids.